GUUUUUUGAAUUGAUGACGUCAUCAGUUUAUGUUUAGCGAGCUAAGAAAUUACGAAAUUCCCAAAUCGUAGCAGCACGCUGGUUUUUGUACAAAUAAUUGUACGUUUGCUUAUUAAUGUUAAUCUGCAAAGAUUACAGACUAGUUUAUAUAGCGGUAAAAGUGUUAACAGAACAAUAUCAGCUGUGAAAAGUCGUAAAGACAUAAGACGUUCGAUUACGUUUUUGGCGGCAUCGCACGAAGCAGAAAUAGAUUUCCUUGUGCAAUAUCGGUGUGCAGCAAAGGUUGUGGACUAAUUAUCAUUUUGACCGGUUUUUGGAAAUGGGUCACGGUUUGUGAGAAGAUGAGUUUAGAAACGUGAUAAGUUUGAAGUUGUGGUGUUGAAAAGGUUCAUGCUGUAAUGGAGAACCCUUCGGUUACUGGAUUGCGGUCAAGGUCGCGUUCGAAAACACCCUUUUUGCGGUCAAGCUGUGACCGGGAGAAUUGUGUUGAAGGCGACGAUCACACGCACCACAAGUCUGGAAGAAAAACGCCGAUAAAACGAAGCACGCCAGUCAAGCAGCUAAACCAAGGCAGCAGCAGGUCAGCGGCGGAGCCCAUCAGUGAAGAAGAGGAACAUGUGUCGCCCCCGGCGCACCGCACGAGACAGUCUGCCAGGGUCACGGAGAAGGUCAAGACCUCCGACUACUCUUCAGAGGAGAGCCUCGACCGCCUGCGAGCCAGCCGGAAGGAGAUUUUACAGAAUGAGCUGAACAGACAGUAUGAGCGCGUGUCGACGUCGACAUCGCAACGCACCACAUCGUACAGCACGCUCGCUGACGUCACGCUCAGCCCGAUACACAGUGGGCACAAUGUGACGCACGACCGGUCCCUGCGGUUCGGCAGCCCGGCGUACAGCGCGUGCUCGACCGACAGCUCGUUCGCGGAGCAGGCGCUGGCCGACGCGAGCGCUCUGCUGGACCGCGACCCCGCCGCCGACCACCUGCCCUCCAAGCUGUACAGGAUGGCCGGCGAGUACUGGAACAAGUACCCGAAGACGGACUACACGUACUCGCCGCUGUCCAAGGACCGCGUGGAGCUGGCCCCGGGGCAGGUGGCCGUGCCCAACAUGUCGCGGCGCUCGCUGUCGCAGUUCCGAGUUCAGGGCCCUAACACCACCCCGGAGGAACUGCAGCACCUCGCGUAUACUACCACCACCACGCGCAAGCGGUUCACGUCAAUAGACAGUUCAGACGAUGAGAGCUACAUCCGUCCCAACGGCGGGUACCCGCAAGUGGAGCAGCGGUGGUGGAUCACCCGCCUGCUGGUUGCCAUGGUUACCACCAUCACCUCGUCAGUGUCCAGCGCGUAUCGUAAGGUCGUCGGGCCGUCGCAUCGGUACCCUUACACUGAGAGACGACCAGCUCAAGCAAGCCUAGCGUCGCGGACGGCGGCGGCGGUGGCGGCGCCGUUCGUGUGGAUCUACACCGUCAUCAAGAAAGUGGUCACCACCACAGUUACCACCGUCACUGAAACAAUAACUCCGAACCACGUGAGUGAGCGAGCGAGCGAGAAGUACGUCGCGCGCAGCUACCAGGAAGCCAGCAAGCGACGUUGGUGGCCAUGGUUACUGCUACUGCUGCUCCCUAUAGUCGGCUAUGGAUGUUACAACUACGCGGAUCAAAUCCUACCUCAAGAGCAAAUAGUAGACUCAUACAAAUCUCCAGUUAUAGUCCAAGACCCAGACUUGUCCAAACGUAUGGAAGCGUUGGAAACCUGGGCGGUGAACGUUGACACGCGGCUGAAGUUCUUCGACCAGAAGUUGUCCAAAUUCGAUAACCUAGAAGCCCAAAUCGAACAUUACUCUCUGAAACAUCUCCAAAACAAUUUGAUUCAGAUAUUCAACAUGGCCGAUAACAGUGAUGCUAUAGCUUUAAAGUUGAAAGGGUACUUCGACCAGCAUUACAUGACUAAGGACCAGAUGCAAGCGAUGAGUAUUGAGAUUCACGAGAAGUUGAUAUCAUCGUGGAAGCCAGAUUUGGACGAGGAUAGGAUACGUCAAUUGAUUCAGGAGUAUCUUGGAGUGUUUGAGCGGAGACAGAUGGAGUUGAUAUUGGAGCGAGUGCGGGAGUACGUGAAGGAGAUCGAAGUGAGGCACGUGGAGGCAGGGUUUGACGUGGAGGCGGUUAAGAAGAUCGUCGCUGGGAUGUUGAACGUGUAUGACGCUGACAAGACUGGGCUCGUGGACUACGCGUUGGAAUCUGCCGGUGGCCAAGUGGUGUCGACGAAGUGCACAGAGUUGUACCAGAUCAAGACGAAGCAGUACUCCAUACUGGGCCUGCCGGUGUGGUGGGUGUACACGUCCCCCCGGUACGCGCUCACGCCCGGCGCCAUGCCCGCCGAGUGCUGGGCCUUCCAGGGGUUCCCGGGGUACUUAGUAAUCCGCCUGUACGCGAUCGUGGAGGUGACUGGCUUCUCGCUGGAGCACAUGUCGCGCCUGCUCGCGGUCGACGGCAAGAUUGAGUCCGCGCCCAAGAACUUCUCCGUCUAUGGCCUUCACGGCGAACUGGACCCUGAGCCACAUCUGUUCGGCAACUACAUGUACGACGCAAACGGAACGGCAAUACAGCACUUCCCGAUCCAGUACCCAAAGAUGACGAAUAUAGGCGGCGUUGAGUACCCCGUCGCCUACGACAUCGUCGAGCUGAGGGUCGAGAGCAACCACGGCAACCCCACCUACACCUGCGUCUACAGAUUCAGAGUCCAUGGCAACCCACUGUCAGACAUCAGACAAGCCACAGAGGACAGCAUCAAGGAAAGUGAAUCGUAGCAUACAAUCAUAUCGAGAGACACUAUAUAAAAAAAACCUUGUGACUUGAGUGAAUUGUGCAGUGUGAAAUUGACUCUAAAAUCGUCCAGUACAUGUUGUGUUCAAUUAGAUAAAAGAUUGGAUAGUGAUCAUUCCUAGAGUUACGUAGCUCUUAAGACGUGCGCGCCGUGGCCUUGUAGGUUAAACUUACUAACGUAGCUUAAAUGGUCCAAAGUACAAAUCUAUUUGUUAUGAUAAUGACAUAUUUUCGUGCUUGCACCACUGAAUUGUUUUAGUUGAACAAUCUCGUUGUAAUACACCGCACAAUACCAGAUUUAAAUACGCUUAGUUGUUCUGAAUUCUUUUUAUCGCUAUUUAUAAUUUGAUAAUUGAUAUGUAGGUUUUUAAUGUAUUUUAAAUUUUGAUUACAAAUUAAGGUUUUGAUUGUAUUUUUAUUAAGGUUUUUGUAAAGGCGUGAGUUAGGAAUUAAAGGAUAUUCGCGAUAAAUAUAGUAUAUUGAUAAAUGACUUAAAAUUAUCAUUUCUCAAAAAAAUCAAAGUGAAAAUGUACAAGUAAGUUUAUUUUUUGGAAUUACGACAAUACUCCUUUAAUUUUUAAUUCAACACUAAAAUAAUUAGAAUCGAAAUAAUAGGCUUAGUGAAGGAGCUAGUCCCGUUAGAUGUUAAUAAAUUUUAUGUCAACUUAACGUUAAGUGUUUUUAGUUGUCUCAGUGUUGAACUAAUUUAGUUUAUAGAGGCAGCCCAACGUCCUACUAACAUUAAAGAUCUUGGUAGUUGUAAA
Messenger RNA from Pectinophora gossypiella (pink bollworm), 3587 nucleotides. Its product is annotated as klaroid protein-like. Gene Ontology annotation, biological process: nuclear envelope organization. Gene Ontology annotation, molecular function: protein-membrane adaptor activity. The transcript has 12 exons. Gene Ontology annotation, cellular component: meiotic nuclear membrane microtubule tethering complex; nuclear envelope. The coding region runs from base 399 to 2807 and encodes 802 amino acids. The record is from RefSeq and is a predicted model, not a curated record. Lineage: Eukaryota; Metazoa; Arthropoda; Insecta; Lepidoptera; Gelechiidae.